UUUCGUCAAUAAAUAAUAAAUGUUUUGUUUUCAUUUUAAAAUUAUCUCAAUAUUGUUGUUUUACUGUUAAAUUGAUCGCCUUUCUCGUCUAAAGUAAUGUGAAUAGGAUUAAUAGAGUUAUAUCGUGUUUUUACUUUUAUAUUUGUCGAAAUAAUGGAACCCGACCCUACCCUAUCGUCUGAUGAUAGCUGCGACACAGAAACGUAUAUAAAAAAUCAAUUAACUGAGUUUGGCUUGAAUGAAGAAAAUCUCAGCAAAGAAGAGAUGCUUGAUCUCUUAAAAGCUUUGAAGAACUCUAAAGACUCGGCUAAAGAGGAUGAACUGCUAAGGCAAAAGGCAGAGGAGAAUCCUAGAGACAGUCCUCCGAAGAAUUCCAUGAAAAGGCGGUAUUUGAAUGUUAAAGACAGACGCAUGCCCUGGAGUCUGCUACCAAACACUUUGACUCAGGCAGAAAAAGCCAGAACUUUAGCAGUCUAUAUAAAACUAAUGUCAAUAAACAGCUAUCGCCAAGCCCGACAGUCUGCUACCUUCGCUAGCUGGCCACCACCAAUCCAAAUAAUAGAGGAAACCACAAGGGUUCAGCCUCUUAGGUCCACUCGUAGUGGUCGUUCAGUGCCUAUUUAUGCUGGGUUUGAUGAUGAUUCUUCUGAUUUAGACUUUGUAAUCACAAAAACAAAGAAAAGGAAGGUGUCCAAUAGUGACAAAGACAAUGCCAAUGAUGGUGUUUAUUCAAAUAAAGUUGUCAGUCUGAAACGGAAAUCUAAGGAGGAGAACUCACGGCCUGUCAAGGAAGCCAAGGUCAACACUGACGACACUGCUGAUUUUGAAUCAUUUGCUCUAGUCAAUAAUUUAAAACCAAAAAGGAAUAUCUUGGCAAUUGAAGACUGACUUGUGAGAUAUAAUUUUAAAUUCCAUAUUUUUAAUGAUAGGCGUUAUGUUUGUAAGAUGUCUUAAAGGUCAACAGAUAUUUACACUGAUUUGGUGUGUUGAUGCAGAUAUAAUGUCUAUAUUGACUUGUAUAGACACUUGCUCUUUUUUGCUAUAAUGUGGACAGUAAUAAAUAAAUUAUUAUAAUGAUCAUCAUUUAUUGUAUAAAUAAGACAAAGAGCUCAUACCUCCAUUAGAAGUAAUUUUGGAUGAGAUUUUUUUAUGACUGAUAAAGAUAAUUUGAAGGCAAAAGAGAUGAAAAUUAAAAUUCCAAGUAUGUUGGAAGUAUGUGCAGAUCACUGCCAGUAAUUUUGAAUCCCAAUACAUAAUAAUUAUUGUGUAUUUCAGAAUUGAGUUUUUUUCAUUGGAGAGCAUGAAACUUUUUAUGUUGUAUAGGUAGGUAUAUUAGUAAUUUAAUUUUUAAUUGUAAACUUCUUCACAUCAUUACAUAGGUGAUUUGUUAUAGGGGUUAAAGUAUGAAAUUGCAGUUUUUUUCUUCAAUAUUCAUUAUAAUUCCUUUAAUAUAAUAAGUACCUAGCUAUGUCCAUUGCCCAUUCUUAUUUUAUUGUUUGAAACUUAAUUUCAAGGAAAAUAUCCUUAUUAGUGUUUUUCACUAGAAAUAAAUCUUCAAAAACUAAAUAAUUCAUCUACAGGUAUUAAUUUAGCUUACUGUUGUCUCAAUCUACCCACGAAAUUUCACAAAACUAAGAUUUAUCGUCCCUUAAAAAAAUGGCAAAAAUAUUUAUAAUAUAUGGAAAAAUGAGUUUUCGUUAAAUUCUUUAAAACUGAAUUUUCAUACUUUAACACCUAAUAUGAUACUUUAAAGAUUCAAAAUUUAUUUAUCAUAUAUUUAUAAAACGCAAAUUUGUUUUAAGUUUUAUAGUUUUUAAAAUAAAAGGCCAUGUAUAUUCGUUUUAAAAAUAAAAAUAUCUCUUGUGUAAAAUUUUGUGAGAACCUUUAGUGUUGUAAAAGAUAUUAUUAUGUGUCUGUAAUGUAUUUAUGAUACCUAGUUGCUGCACUAUAAGCAUACCAGGAUUAUUAGUAUUACUAUUAUAAUUUGGAGGCCAUAAACAAAAAGCCUAUCCUAAUUACCGCAUUUUGACUAGCAACAUGGUUGUUAAAUUAUUUCUAGGUGCUUCUUCGCUUUCUGAGAUGGUCUCGUAAUGUUGAUUUAAAAAAAAGGCAACCUUUAGUUUAGGUUCUCUAGGUAUCUACAAAUAUUUGAUCUGUAAACAUAAGGCGUAGAUGGUGUGAAUAA
This is a messenger RNA of Ostrinia furnacalis (Asian corn borer), 2185 nucleotides long. RefSeq lists its product as uncharacterized. The record is from RefSeq and is a predicted model, not a curated record. Bases 154 to 888 code for a protein of 244 amino acids. The transcript has 3 exons. Lineage: Eukaryota; Metazoa; Arthropoda; Insecta; Lepidoptera; Crambidae.